GCUCCGGACGCGCAGACCCAGCGGCCAUGGCUCACGGGCCCAGCCGCUCCGCGGCAUGUGGGAUCCUCCCGGACUGGGGCACGAACCCGCGUCCCCUGCAUCGGCAGGCGGACUCUCAACCACUGCGCCACCAGGGAAGCCCAGGAUCAUAUAUCUUUAAGAUGAGGAUUGCCACAGCAGUGAAGUUUCUACAGAAUUCUCGGGUCCGCCAUAGCCCACUUGCAACCAGGAGAGCAUUCCUUAAGAAGAAAGGGCUGACGGAUGAAGAGAUUGAUUUGGCUUUCCAGCAGUCGGGCACGGCUGCCGAUGAGCCUGCGUCCUUGGGCCCAGCCACACAGGUGGUUCCUGUCCAGCCCCCUCACCUCAUUUCGCAGCCAUAUAGCCCUGCGGGUUCCCGGUGGAGAGAUUACAGCGCCUUGGCCAUCAUCAUGGCAGGGAUAGCGUUUGGCUUUCACCAGCUCUACAAGAAAUACCUGCUCCCCCUCAUCAUGGGCGGCCGGGAGGACAGGAAGCAACUGGAGAGGAUGGAGGCGAGUCUCUCAGAGCUGAGUGGCAGCGUGGCACAGACAGUGACUCAGUUACAGAUGACUUUAGCCUCUGUCCAGGAGCUGCUGAUUCAGCAGCAGCAGAAAGUCCAGGAGCUCGCCCACGAGCUGGCCACAGCCAAGGCCACCACUUCCACCAACUGGAUCCUGGAGUCCCAGAACAUCAAUGAACUCAAGUCGGAAAUUAACUCCUUGAAAGGGCUUCUUUUAAAUCGGAGGCAGUUCCCCCCUUCCCCGUCGGCCCCGAAGAUCCCCUCCUGGCAGAUCCCGGUCAAGUCCCCGUCACCCUCCAGCCCCGCGGCCGUGAACCACCACAGCAGCAGUGACAUCUCGCCCGUCAGCAACGAGUCCACGUCGUCCUCGCCCGUGAAGGAGGGCCACAGCCCUGAGGGCUCCACGGCCACGUACCACCUGCUGGGCCCCCAGGAGGAGGGCGAGGGGGUGGUGGACGUCAAGGGCCAGGUGAGGAUGGAGGUGCAGGGCGAGGAGGAGAAGAGAGGGGACGAGGACGACGAGGAGGACGAGGACGUGAGCCGCGUGGACGAGGAGGACCGCCUGGGGGUGCAGAGGGAGGACCGCCGGGGUGGGGACGGGCAGAUCAACGAGCAGGUGGAGAAGCUGCGGCGGCCCGAGGGCGCCAGCAACGAAAGCGAACGGGACUAGGUGGCCGGGGUCCUGGUCCAGGUGCAGGACGUGGCCUUGAGCUGGGCGGGGGCAGGGCUUCCGCAGCCUCGCCGGCCUGGGCGGCGUGAGGGCCGAAGCGUGUCCACCCCGCCCACCGCAGACAGACAGGCCUCUGACCUUGUUCUCAUGUCGGGCCGAGGGCUCCGAACUCUCUGGGCGCAAGCCCCCCCAGCCCCCUCCCAGGCAGACGUCCCGUCCAGGGGUGUCUGCUGGGUGUCUUAGCCAACCUAACGCCGUGCAUGACAAGAGGUAGUUUUAUUACCUGACUCCUGACCCUCUGGAGGAGGAGCCGCGGGGCCUGGCGUCUGCCGUCCCUUCCCUCCGCCCCGGCUCCCUCACUGCUUCUCACCAGUGACCAAGGGGGCCGCACUCUCGUGAUCCCCAAAGCAAUGGCCCUGCGCUUCCCUCUGGGCGGGGCCUCCCAGGCCCCCCAGGCCCCCCAGCCAGUCCCUGCCCAGACGAUGCCAACCUUGUGUGCCCGUCGCAGCUGCAGCCUGGUCGUCCGCCACCCACGACAUCACGCUGCUCCCGACCGUUCGCUUGCCGCAUCGUGGCUCAGCUACUGCCGUGGUGAGAUGUGGUCCCACCUCCACUAGGAGCCAGGCACAGGGUCUUCCUGUCUGUCCCCUGCCCCGCCCUGCCCCCCAAACAUGUGUUCUUUUGUGUGAUCAGGUAUAGGUUUCAGAAUAUAAGAUACGACUGUAUAUAAUUGUAAUAAAUAUGAGUUGCCACUAUUUAAUUCCUGCCUGUGGCUUCCUGUCUGCUCACGGCACCCCGUGCCCAGGGGUGGAUCUCGGCCAAGGCUGCGCCAGGUGGGCCCAGGGAGGGGCCGCGGGGGCGGCGCCCGGCAGCCCUGCGGUGGGCCUGAUGGGGGCAGCCCCUGCUUCCCUCGGCCAGUCUCUCCCCUAAGGCAGGUGUCGCAGCCGCUCACCCACAGCUGGAGGGUCUCAUCCUCGGUCCCGAGUGGCUGCCGGAGGGCGACGUUCUGAUCCAGGAGGAAGGGACCUCACGCUACUGUAUAUAGACCUGGUGUGGAGUGUGAUGAGCUCACCUUCCUUAAAUGGAUGCAUGUGCUCCCAGGAGAGUGUGUCUCGUUCCCUCGUCCUCCCCCGUCUCGUCUCCCUCUCACCCUCCCUGUCUCCCUUUACCCUUCACACAGCAUUUAGCUAAACCCAGAAAAACAGCACGGGACGCUCCUUCCCGGGAGCACUCGGCUCCCUCGAGCCCCCAGUGCUGUGGCCCAGUGUGCGGGGGUCAGAGGGCCUGGUCCUGUCCGGUGCCUCGUGUAGACACGGGCUUUGGAGACAAAGUGCAGGCACCCCGGCCACCGCGGAGGUGGAGCUGCAGCGGGUAUGUACCCCCCGGGGAGGCCUCGGCCUCCUGAGCGCAGCGCUGGCCUCCCACCCGCCUGGCCCUGGGGAGGGAGGAAGCUGCUGGCCGAGGGUGAGAGACUUGGCAUGGGGGCUGUUUUGUCUCAGAAAACAUUUCCCCUCCUGCCCAGGCCCCUUUUUUGGGCUCCCAUGGUAAACUCCUUCCUGCCUCUCAGGCAGGGGGCCCUCGCCCUGACACUCUGAGUAUCCGGCCCUUCAGCCUGGUUUCCCAGGUUUUGUCUUUGAUGCUCAUAACCUCACGUGAUGUCCCGGCUCAUGCUCCCUAGGGACAAGCAGAGACCCCCCCACACACACACCCUGCUGUUGAGUCACCUCUGCCUCUUGCCAUCCCCGAAGAAGCCAGGUUUCUCCAUCCCCAGGGGCUCCCAGCCUGGUCUGGACGAGGAGCCCAGCGCCCGGGAGCCAGGCAGGCAGACGGACUGGGAUGACAGGCAGAGAGAGGGCUGGUGGCUCGGUUGGAAGCACCCCUGGGCCUCGGGGGCCGGAGAUGGGGUUUCCCCGCUCUGCCCUCCUCGGGGAAUGGAAGCCUGGGUCCCGCGUGGGCCGUCUCAGGGUGUCCCCUUCUACUUGGUGACUGUUUCUUGCGGCCUCUAACUUUGCAGAGGUCCCUCCUGCAGUGGGACCAGACUGGGGCCGGGGCCAGGGGGGAGGGGGGCAGAGGGCAGAUAGCCUGGGACGGAGACGCAGCCAGAGCUGCUAGCGCAGGGCAGCGGGCACUCGGGGGACCUUGUGGGGUAUGUCUUCCCCAACCUGGGGGGUCGGUUGUCUCGCAGGUCCCCGGACUCACUGCGGGAGAAAGGGAUGAAAACCUGGGCCGGGGGCCUUUUGCCCUGCGGGUCCUGAGCGCCCGAUUUCAGCUUUUGAGGACAGAGAGUCUGGCGCGAUUCCAGGGAGGGAAAAACCCCUCCCCAAACGGCGUGAGUGCUGCCUAAUAAAGGCAGCUGCUGGACGGAGGGAAAACAGCCCUUUGAAAAAAAAAGCCUUUCAUUAGAAAAAUAAUGCAUUUCAUCCAAAUAAGGUAAAAAUAUUUGGAAUGGGGCAGAAGUGAGCAGCAGGCAGCGCCUGUCAGGCCCUUUCUGGAAGGGGGAAGAUUAUUAAACUCAAUUACAAAGUAUUUUUGUAAAGUGUCUUUAAGAAAGAACUCUCCCAGCGCUCAGAGGCUGCAGGACGGCCCUCCGGCCCCCGAGGGCUCCCAGCUGGCCCCGGGAGGUCCGCGGGCUCUGCCUUGGGCAGGGCCCUCCCUCAGGCAGCCCCAGCUGCCCUGCUCUAAGCGACGCCCCGGAGUGCAGCGGGCGAGGCUGCUGCUCUACCUGCACAGCCGGGUCGGCCUCCUUCCGCAGGAGCCGGGUGGUCGGUGUCCUGCGACACCCUGGCGGGGAAGGGCAGCAUUGUGGGUCGGGGGAAAGGGAUGCUGAGUUUGUAAAUGGUCUCUUUUUUCAUACCGUGGGCGCACAUAUCAGCUGUUUAAAACAUCCAGUCGCUAUUGAAGGGGCUAGAGGAUACAGAAUUCCUCUCCCACCUCCACUCGGUUCACAGGUGUGCACACGUCGUCUCUCUUAAUAAAAACGGGAAGUUCCUCUUCAGUGUUGUGUGACUUGCCUGUCUCACUGAAAGUGAAGCGUGUGUCCUCGGGGGGCUCACCAGGUGGGAGGAGAGGGGUUCUCUAGGAGGCGCCUCUCCUGGCCUCCCCCUGUGCUCAGCCAGGGCAGCGAGGUGCUGGUCCUCGGCCUGGCCCAGGACCUCCCUCUCUUCUGGUGACUGUCCCUUCCUGCCCCAGGCUCAGCUUCUACCCCAGCCUCACCCCGCCUCACACCGCCCCUGCCCCAGACCCAGACCGGUUCUGCCCGAGGCGGAGGGAGAGCCGGCAGGAGACUGGCCGACAACCUGAUUCUCAGGACUUUACUUAAUCCUUAGUGUUUCUUCGUCUGUUUGCUUAAAGUUGCUUCUGCCAAGGCACCCAGAGAAGAGGGUCAGAGUCUCCACACAAAGCAGGCAAGGAGAUGCCAGUGAAACCCCAAAGGUUGCCGUGGCUCCAGCUCACCUGAGGGUGGACCCAGUCCUGGCUGACCCCUCCCUGCCCGGACACCUCCCUGGCCCCUGCUCCUUCAGGCUGCACAGGUGUUUCCCACCCCGGGGAUUGGCCACCCCCCGCCAGGGACAGACACCUCCAGGGUGCCCGCGGUGCUGGUGGGUGACUGCCACGUUCUCCACCGAGAGCUGGCACGUCCUCACCCCCCCCCCCACCUCCGGCUCCCCAGCCCCGCCCUGGGCUCCAGGCACACGCUCUAACUCAGAGAGGAGUUUAAAUCUCCAGCCGAGUGUCGAGUGUCCUGUCGAGUGUCGUGUGUCGUGUCGGGCGCUUUUCCCUGAAUGGUGAACAAACCUUAAUAGUUUACUUCCAUCAAGCACUUUAAAGCUCACACUGCUCUGGAAGAGGAGAUGAGAUUUUAUUAUCACUUCAUGAGGACGCCUGCAGCCUUUCCUUGCCCAACAGAUCCUGGGAGGAUCUUCUUUAUAGUGAAGAGGUCACAUUUUAAAACACAUCUUGGAAACUCAGGUGCCCAGCCCUCCACGUCCCGGCCCAGCAGCUCUGGGAGGAUGUUUCCAAGGGCAUUAGUUCCAGGGCGCCCUGUAGAUCCAGGGUGUGGCAGCCAGGCCUCAGGGAGGCUCUGGGCAGGGCCUUGGGGCCCUUUGAUGGGGAAAAAGCCUUGGACUCUCCGAGGUCCCGGUGUCUCCCCCGACUGGCGUGGGUGCAGGGCUCACAGGAAGAGAAGCCGCUGGGUCUGGCCCUGCACUGGCUGUGCACCCCUAGGAGGCGCUUCCUGUCUGCCCCCAUGCAGAGGGUGGGGCGGCUCCUCCCGGCGAGGGUGGCACAGGUCUGGCCCUGUUCAAUCCCGGCAAGGUCCCCAGGACUCCAGCUGGUCCGAGGGCCCUGCUUCCUGGAGGCCUUCCUGGGGGCAGCAGCACUUCCACUACCUCUGUGCCCUGGGCCAAGGCCGCCUCUCAUGGAGGCGAGCAGAUCGACAGGCUGUCUGUGCCCCGGGUGAUGGGACAUGCGGUCCACGCCCCCCGGAGGGCACUGCCCUGGUGUGGUGGGUCCAGGUGGGUUGUGAAUGCCGAGGCCCAACUCCCUUGGGUGACUCAGCUGCUGGUCGCACCCAAGCCGGACCAGGUGUGUGGGAGGUGGGCAGGCGACUGAGCUCAGCGCAAGCCUGUGCGCGGAUUCAGGCUCUCUCCAGGAGGUUGCCAAACUCUUGAAUUUGCCCCAGUUGGGGUGUAGGAGCAUCACACCACCACAGCUAAUUAAAUUCCGGAGUGAAAACAUGUUUUACCGCGAUUCCUACCAAGCCCAACAAGCCACAGGGAGCAAGCACAGUGCGGCCUGGGCCACUCCGCACCCCUGGGGUGGGGCACGCCGCCUCUGCGGGCCCCGCCCUCCUGGGGUCGCAGUGGGCUCCAGGGACACGGUCUCAGUGGGCAGUGCCUGGGACUGAGAGCUAUGGGCUGGCCUGCGUGCAGCGUGCUUACAUGUCACAGGCCCUCAUCUCCCUGAGGCUCGACUGAGGGCUGCCCUGAGACCCAGCGCCCCCUUCCCUGGGCCCCGUCCUGUCCUGAGCCGAGCCUGGAAGCUGGCCCUGCCCUCAGCUAAGCUGGGCCUCUUGUUUACCACGUAUGGGUCCGCUGAGGUCCAUCUGGCCCCAGAAGGCCUGGGGGCCGCUGGGAAGGGGACAGUCUUGGGGGUCUCCCCGGCCCUGCAGCAGUGCCCAGAGGGAGCCCUGUGUUAGCACCACCCACCCAGCCAGUGGCGGCGGAGGGCUGCGCUCUGGGCCUGGCUCCCUGCCUCCCCUCAGGCCCUGCGGGAGGGCCUGGGAAGCUCCAGUAAUGGUUUUAAUUUGUUGAACUUGUGUUUUAUCCCAUAAAUUAGUCACUGUUUUAUUUAACAGAAUCGAGAUAUCCACAAACAAUAGGCGAGUUCCAACUUGAACAUUUUAAUGAGACAGAAAAAAGUAUAUAUGUUCGCGUCUGUUACAAACGUAUUUAUGUAAAUAGCCUGUGGGCUGCGUGCCAGGAGGAAAGAAGAAAGGCAAGGGCCCUCUGUGCUGGGGGGGCCUGGGUUAGAAAAGAGGCUUUUGUGGUGGAAAUGACAUUGAGCAGGGCCCCGGGGGAGCAGUGCAGCCCCUGCACCCGCUCGCGCCCCCUGCUGUCCCGGCGGUGACACCUGGGGCGCCGCUGGUGGGACUUCACCUCCCCAGCCCCUCGGUCCCUCCCCAGGAAAAAGGGGUGUGCUCCUUGCAGGGAUGUGACAUCCAGUGAGAUGCUCCGCGAGGCGGUGGAGCGUGCAGGGCCCAGCACACACAUCUCCUCCCCAGAGCCCUGGGCCACCUGGCCACCUGGAAGGAGGUUAGCUCAGGGCAAGGCUGGCAAGCUGGCACAGAUGAGGAGGUUUACUGAGGAGGGCGUCACCAUCUAGAAGCGUCAGGGCAGAUGUGCGGCCUGCACUCUGGACGGGGCCUGGCCGUAGUGCUCGAGCCACCCAUGCUUCUGAGGGAGCCCCAGCCGUGGUGCCACCGGGCUCGGCAACUCGGGCAGGCCUGGGGCUGGUGGCUACGGACCCAGGAAUUGGCCCCCGCUGGCUCUGCCCCUGCGUGCUCCGGGCAGGAGCCGAGCCAGCAUCCGGAUCGGAUCCGGGUACACGCCGUUCCCAGCCCGGGCAGGUCCCUGCAGGAAGGAGGAAGGAGCCGAGGGAGGAGGCAGAGGGAUGACCCUUGCCAAACGCCUGCCCAGUAGCCCUGGCUGCGCCGGGAGAGAGCCGGCCAGGCUGGGGGCCUCUGGAGCCCUUGCCGGAGGCCUGAGGCGUCUGUGCCAGGCGGCUCCUGAGCCUCUGUGGGGCCUUCAGGCGGGGCUGAGGUGGGAGGCCGGGCGGGGCCCAAGCCCCCCACCAUCUGUCCAGGAGGACGUGGCCCCCUCCCAGGGGUGAGCCCGGUCUGCCCCCUUCCCUGCCAGGGCUGAAGGGUGACCGACACCCUCCCUGCCUUGGCACAUGGAGCCCGGCUGGCCAUGGUGGCCCUGCCACCCUGCACAGCUGGGUCCCCGCCAGCCGCUCAGGACUGACUUUAAAAAUAAAAGAUAACUUGAUAGAUUUUUUUUCCAGUUUUUAUUGAGUGAAAAUGUCAAACCUUGCAUCAGUCAUGCAAAAAAAAAAAAUCAAAUAAAUAAAACACAUAUAUUAAAUUUCUAAUAGCACUAAAUUCAAGUGGAAAAAUAUUCAGUUCUUAAUAACCAGGUGCCGAGGAGACCAGAUUCAAGUAAUCAGAGCACACGCUGUUCAGUUCGGUUUUCACGUUCUGCGUUUUCGUCUCAAAACCUCUCUAUAUAUCUCUAUAUAUCUAUAUAUGUAUAUACAUAUAGAUAUAUACACACAUAUGUGCAUACAUAUUAUUUUAUAUUUAUAUAUAUACACAUACAUAGUUAUAAAACAUUAAAAAGAGCAUUGGUGGAUCAAGCAUUGUUUUCCCCACAGAAAGAAAAUAAAACAAAAAUUACACAUUAAAAUUCAAAAUGAGCUAGCAAUGGCUUAUAGUCCUAGUGUGCAAUAUGAAGGUUACAAAAGGCUAGACUUCGCACUGUCGGCAUCUUCUUUUUUUCUUUUUUCUUUUUUUUGUUUGAUUUUGCUACAUUGAAAAAAAAAUUUUUUUUUUUCCUUUACAAAACUCCUUCCACAGACUCCCCGGUUCUGUGGUCGGGCACAAAGUCUGGGCGAAUGCUCAGCAGCAGCACGUGGUGCCCACAGAAUUCAGGAGGCUCUGGUAGGGGCUGUUCUAGAAAACCAUUUGUUUCCUGUUGAAUCAGGUACACUCCUUCCGACCACUCCUCCCUCCUGCUCCCUCUCCAGUUCAGAUGGUCCUGGCUUUCUGGCUGUGGGCAGCCAAGAGGACCAAAAAAAAAAAAAAAAAAAAAAGAAAAGAAAAAAGAAAGAAAGAAAAAAAAAGUAAA
Molecule: messenger RNA, 8614 nt
Organism: Orcinus orca (killer whale)
Lineage: Eukaryota; Metazoa; Chordata; Mammalia; Artiodactyla; Delphinidae
Gene: PEX14
Product: peroxisomal biogenesis factor 14
Exons: 8
Coding region: 27-1208 (393 amino acids)
Biological process (GO): protein import into peroxisome matrix, docking
Cellular component (GO): peroxisomal membrane; peroxisomal importomer complex
Molecular function (GO): signaling receptor binding
Source: RefSeq, a predicted model, not a curated record